Linnemannia hyalina is the source of this 1659-nucleotide messenger RNA. Lineage: Eukaryota; Fungi; Mortierellomycota; Mortierellomycetes; Mortierellales; Mortierellaceae. The record is from the annotation of a GenBank genome assembly.
AUGAUCCAGGACCACAAACCGGUCUCAUCACUCACACGAAGGAGCAGCAGCGACCAAGAGGACAACCUUGCAUCCCUAGACCCCAACCCCAUAAACCCUACUGCGACAACAACGGCAACAAAGCGGCACGUUGCAACGAUACCCAAGCCCAUUUCUCCAAACCCCGCACCCAUCCCCGACGCAGCAGCACAGGGCGACCCUGUCCGAGCCAAGACGGACAAGCCUCGGCCGACUGGAUCGCUUGUAGACCUUCUUGUGGCGAAUCGGUCGUACUGGACACUUGCGGUCAUUUUGCUUGCUGCCCUUGUUGUCAUUAUUCCCCAGGCCCACGAGCGCCUACCAUGGCCUAACAACAUCACUUCGGCACACUGCAAAAAGGCACAUCCAGGAAGACCUCUAGUCCAGUAUGUCCUCAUGGUCGACGCUGGAUCCAUGGGCUCUCGGAUUCACGUCUACAAGUUCAACUAUUGCAACGCUACACCUGAGCUGGAAGACGAUACUUUUGGACAUGUCGAGCCAGGAUUGUCUUCGUACGACGGCGACUCGGAGGGUGCUGCUAAGAGUCUUGACAAACUGUUAGAUCUCGCUCUCAAGACUGUCCCUACCUACCUUCAUUCAAGUACACCAGUCGCGGUUAAGGCUACAGCGGGUUUGCGGCUCUUGGGAGAAGACAAGUCAGAGAUGAUUCUGGCGGCUGUUCGCAGGAGGCUUGGAUCCAUGUACCCAUUCCCUAUCGUCAAGGAUCAAGGAGUCGCUGUCAUGGAUGGCGCGGACGAAGGCGUGUAUGCAUGGGUCACAGUCAACUAUCUGCUGGGACGAUUCAAAUCUUUCAAGAAGAUACCGACUGUGGCGAUCUUGGAUCUCGGAGGCGCCUCGACACAAGUUGUUUUUGAACCACGCGUCGUGGGCGGACACUCGGUCGCACAAGGAGAUCACCGAUACCCGAUGAACUUUAACGGAAACGAAUAUGUUCUAUACCAACACUCUCACCUCGGCUACGGACUAAUCAUGGCGCGUUCUCAAAUCAACAACUAUGUCGUCGCCAAUCCUCUGGAUUCUAAUCAUGGAGUCUCUCUUGGCAACAAGGAAUAUGCGCAUCCUUGCCAACCGGUCGGCACUCGUCAGAACUUUGUGACCGCAGACAAUGAGCAGGUCGUUCUUGUGGGCGUUUCGGACCCAAUGGACCGGUGCAAAGCUAUGGUGGAGGCCAUAUUUUACAAGCACAAGAAGUGCGACAUGUCGCCCUGCUCUUUCAACGGAGUCUAUCAGCCGUCGCUUCACGCCACUUCCGAAGACGACAUUUACGCGUUUUCGUUCUUUUUCGAUCUGACGGCGCCUUUCCGACUUGGCAGUGCUACGCUGGCACAGGAGAUGACGAUCGGGGAAAUCGAGGAACUGGCGGAACGGGUCUGCAUUGGCGACGAGGAUGGCUUCCUUGAGUUUCAGGACUCUGCCGAGGCUAUGAAGGAGCUCCGCAAGUCUGCAAACAUCUGUAUGGAUCUGAGGUUCAUCUAUGGGCUCCUCCAGCAUGGUUAUGGCAUUCCCAAGGCACGCAAGAUCAAGCUGGCCAAGAAGCUGAAGGGAUACGAGACAGGUUGGACGGUCGGUGGAAGCAUUGCCAUUCUGGAGGACAAUUGGUUUGUUGGAUCGUUGAUCUGA